Messenger RNA from Drosophila arizonae, 3947 nucleotides. It is a transcript of the gene Topors, whose product is annotated as Topoisomerase I-interacting protein. Gene Ontology annotation, biological process: protein polyubiquitination; protein monoubiquitination. Lineage: Eukaryota; Metazoa; Arthropoda; Insecta; Diptera; Drosophilidae. Gene Ontology annotation, molecular function: ubiquitin protein ligase activity; metal ion binding. The record is from RefSeq and is a predicted model, not a curated record.
CAUAAUAGUGCUACCAAUAAACAUACGGGAACUAUAAAGUGAAUACAGCAAAUAAUUUUCUGUCAACUUCAAUCGUCAAAAACUUGAAAGAAUCGUGAAAUAGAAGAAUCUAGCAAAUUGUAAAUUACAACGGGUAAAAGUGGCAAACGAACGCACUACAUCAGUUUUAGAUAAAAACGCGAGUUUAUAUCGCAAAAACCAUGCAAAAUAAGACGCAUGUUAAGAUUUUGGUCACUCCAAUGCGAACAAAACCAGAUGAUAACUAAACGAGUGAGCAGACCGAGUGUAAAUGUGAGUGCUAGUGCGAGUAAGACAGAACGAGUCGAGUAGAGAUAUCAAAAGAAGGAAAAAAAAAUUCAGAUUAAAACCCGAAGAAAAGUCUCGCUAAUUCAUUACGAAUUUAGGAGAAUUCGUAAAUCUAUACAUAUAUAUAAAUCUAUAUUUACUAUAUAUAAAAUACUCAGUCCAUGGCCGAUUCACUGCUAAUUGAGGAGCCUCAUCCCUAUAUCGAGGAUGUGGCUGCCUCUGUUAUUGUCGAGCCCACAGCUGUAGGAGGAGGUGGUGGCCCCGGCACUUUGCCUGCUGCUGCAAUGCAAUUCGCAGAUCUCACAGAGAGCGGCAGCGAAAGCGGCGACGAUGUGAGCAGCGGUCCACAUUUGCAGCCGUCGUCCCAGCAGCAGCAGCAGCAGCAACAACAAACACAACAACAACAACAGCUGCAGCAACAACAGCUGGAGCAUGGCUCAUCCGGACGCUCGUCACCGCCACCAAAUUGUGCCAUUUGCUUGUCCCGCUGCAGGCGCAAAUGCUUCACCGACUCCUGCAUGCAUCAGUUCUGCUUCAAGUGUCUGUGCGAGUGGAGCAAGAUCAAGGCUGAGUGCCCGCUCUGCAAGCAGCCCUUCAAGACCAUCAUCCACAACGUCCGCACCUUGGACGACUACGAUCGCUAUCCGGUGCAGUCCAACACGCCGGAGCAUUCAUCUGUCAGCUUUCACAUUGUCAACAUUAGACGACAGCGCUAUCUGAACCAAGGUGUGCUGACCAAUGACAUCGAUGCCGGUGCCACAGACGAUUCACUGGACGGCCUCCUUCCACAUCCCACUCGCAUGCAGGGGCCCUUCAAUCGCUUCGAGCCGUAUCGCACAGAGUUGCUGAAUUUCUAUCGUCAUGAUCAGGAUGCGGGCGGUUCGGGCUCACUAAGUCAGCUGUGGCGUCGCUAUGUCUACGACAGGAAGCUCUACGCGUUGCCUGUGUGCGACAGUCUAACGGGACAGUUUCGUGAGUGGAGCGCACGCUUCUACAGAGACAACCCCGCACAGAUGCAUCGCCUGAUGCCCUGGAUCAAUCGGGAUAUUGUCUGCCUGUUGCGCAACUUGCCGCAGAAUGUGAGCGAAGUGAUGCAGCUGAUGCACGACAUCCUGCCCAUGAUCAAUAUACCGACCCGCACAUUCCGUCGCCGCCUGACACCCUACCUGGGCGAACGCACCAAUCACUUCAUCCACGAGCUGUUCAAUUUCGCACGCUCGCCCUACGACAUGGUUGGCUAUGAUCGGGUGGUGCAAUACUCGGCACGUGUGGCCGAGGAAGUGGAGGUGGAUCUGCUCGACUUGGUGUCCGGCAAUAACGAAGGCAGCGCAGCAACGGCCACUGAGGGCAACGGCGGUGGCGUCGGCGUCGGCGGCGGCGGGGAUGGCGCUGUCAAUGCUAGCGCUGAAGCUGUCAGCGAGUGGAGCCGCCUGCCACGCCCCUCGACUAGCGUUAUCGUGACCAAUCCCAGUGCAACACAUUCCUUUAGCGUAACCAUGGCCACCGAUGGCAGCGAGCUGCCAGGGAUUUCGAUACGUCGCACCACCACCUCCAAUGUGGGCUCCCAGACGGUGGCCAUCAAUCUGAGCAUGCGCCGGCCGGCCAACGAGAUCAUCGAGAUCGGCGAUGAUGGCGAUGCGGAGGCCAAUGCCGAGGUGGCCGCCAUCAAUGAUGGCACCGGGCAGACGGGACGACGCCAGGCGGGCGCCAGUCUGCCCAUCAGUGCGCACAUCGAGCUGCAGAGCAGCGACUGCAGCAACAGCAGCGACGAUGAUGAAUGCGUCUUUGUGCUGGAGCGCAAGCCGCCGCAUUUGCGCACACCUGAGCUGGUUAGCCUGGACUCCAACAGUGAUUCGGACGUGGUCUUUGUGGAUGAGCAGAGGCCACAGACUUCGUCCUCGUCGCCUGCCAAGGCAACAGAUGCUGCAGCUGGUGCGCGUGAGGCCGCCAAUGCGGAGGCAUCAAUUGAUGACAGCGUGCCCAGUGAGCUGUUCAUGGGUCCCUCGACCAGCACGGGCGUCUGCUCCAACUCGCACAGCCGCUGGAUGGUGGUGCGUCGCAAGGAUCUGUUGCAGCGCAACGGCUUGCCCAAACGCCAUGCGACACGUUCGCAGCAUCGCCACAGCCAAGUGGCAGCAGCUGCCGGCGGUUUCAGCAGCAGCAGCAGCAGCGGCAGCAGCGGCGCCAACUGGAUCAACAGCAGCAGCAGCAGCAGCAGCGAGGACAGCAGCGAUGAGUCCAAUGUGAAGUUGAGGAAGAGGCGACCAGCGCGCAAGACUAAAACGCGCAAGCGUGUGGCCCGCACCAACAGCAGCAACAAAUUCAAGAACAAACGGCGACGCAAGCAGCAGCAGCAGCAGCCGGUGGAGGAUGAUGAUGAGGAUGCGGAUGAGCCGCCACGAUUGCGCAUGCCAAGCAGGAGCAAGAGCAAGAGCAACGACAGGAACGACAACAACAACAGCAGCAGCAGCGGAGACGAAAGCAGCGAUGCAGCAGGUAACAAAGCAAAGAGGAAGCGCAAYAAUGUGAGCAGCAGCAGCAACGAUGAGAGCAACAGCAGCGAUGAUGACAGCUCGGACAAUCUAAAGCUGAGCACACUCAGAGAGCACAUUAAAAUAGAGCUCAAGCCGCACAAGAAUGAGCUGAAAGCCGAGCAGCCAGAAGAGCCAGAAGCAGAGGCAGGGGCAGAGGAGGCAGUGGAGCAGCAGCAGAACCACCACACAGCAGAGCCACUGCUGAAUAUAAAGAGCAGCAUGCGUAAACGACGUCGCAGCUGCAACAGCAACAGCAGCCAGCUGAGUAAUCUGUCCAGUCACAGCAACAGCCAGAGCGUGAAUAGCAGCACCUUGGCCAGUCAGUGCAAUACCAUGUCCAGCUGCUCGCCCCUCAGUCUCUCACUUACCAACAAUUCGGACGGGAAUGCGCCGAGUCGCAUGGCCAUGCAUUACCAUAGCGCCACGUUGAUUGGGCUGCCGGAUGGCAGUGCGGACAGGGCGGACAGCGAGCAAUCGGAGGCUACGGUAAGCUAUUUGCACACCAGCACCAGCACCAGCAGCAGGCGUCAGCGGACUGUGGAUGAGGAGGCGCAAUUGGGCAUUUAUUCGGAUGGCAGCAAUGAUGAUUUUAUCAUUGAUGUGGUGAGGGAGGCGGAGAGCAGCUUGCUGAAUGAAUCUGUUGAGGGAGAGCCGGAAGUGCAGCAGCAGCAGCAACAGCAGCAGCAACGGGAACAGCAAGCAGAGGCAGUUGAGCAACCAAGUGUUGCUUAUGAGGAAGAGGAUCACGGUGAAGACGAAGAGGAGGAGGAAGAGGACGAUGACGACGAAGAUGAUGAGGAUGAGCCUGAGCAUGACCAGGAGCAGGACGAUGAUGCGACCGAUGAUGCUGAAGAUGCCGAAGACUCUCCGGCACCCGACACCGAGGCCAGCGACUCGGAACUGGAUGCAACGGAUGCCUACUAAGACGCCUUGCCGCUUGCUAAAGCACGAACUGUGGUUUUUUUUUUAACAAGUUUUCUUUUUUAAACACUUUUAUUUUUUUUUAAAUUGAAAUAGUUGUUCUUAACAACGCCUGUGUGACGUUCUCUUUUAAGAAUCCCAAUUUAAACUUGUUGACUAUACCUAAAAAGAAGCAGACGAAGAUGA